Messenger RNA from Carya illinoinensis, 675 nucleotides. Its product is annotated as remorin-like. The record is from RefSeq and is a predicted model, not a curated record. The transcript has 5 exons. Lineage: Eukaryota; Viridiplantae; Streptophyta; Magnoliopsida; Fagales; Juglandaceae. The coding region runs from base 1 to 675 and encodes 224 amino acids.
AUGUCAAAUGAUCUAAUUGACCAUCCACCGAUUGAUUUGAUGUGUAAUAACUUCACAAUGAAAGACAACUUUGUAAAUGUUGUACACCCGUCGAAAAGAGGACGUCGGGCAUCCUCCAGUAGCUUGUCAAAAGAUGUUGCUGAGUUGCAACAGGAAAAAAAGAUAUCACUAAUCAAGGCAUGGGAAGAAAGUGAAAAAUCCAAAGCUAUGUUGAAAUUAUUGAGGAUUUGUCAUAAAAAGCUAUCUGCCAUUGGAGCGUGGGCGAACAGCAAGAAACCAUCUAUAGAGGCCGAGUUGAAAAAGAUUGAGGAAAGGUUGGAGAAGCAGAAAGCUGAAUAUGUGGAGAAAAUGAAAAGCAAAGUAGCUAUGGUACACAAGGCGGCAUCAGAAAAGAGGGCAAUGACUGAAGCUAAACGUGGGGAAGAUAUUCUCAAGGCAGAGGAAAUGGAUGUUGAAUACCGGGCCACUGGAACUGGUUUUAAGAAGCUCCUUGGUUGUUUUUCAGUUGUGAAAUUUCAGCUUGUUGCAAAAAACCAUGAAAGACAGGCCAACGCAUGCAUCCUUAUAAAGUGGGGGAUCAUAGAGGCAUUGCUCCGAUCCCCCAAAUGUCGUUUUACCUUUGUUAGGAUUUAUAAGGGAUUUCUUGAUUCAGAACCUGAUGAUCGUGAUUCAUGA